Ruditapes philippinarum (Manila clam) is the source of this 2430-nucleotide messenger RNA. RefSeq lists its product as uncharacterized. Bases 2 to 1921 code for a protein of 639 amino acids. The transcript is spliced from 14 exons. The record is from RefSeq and is a predicted model, not a curated record. Lineage: Eukaryota; Metazoa; Mollusca; Bivalvia; Venerida; Veneridae.
UAUGACGAUAAGAUCGCGUUUGACCUUUUGUUUGUUAUUAACAAAUCAUAGUGUUUUGUACACCGGGAAGUCUUUAUCACCGCAGGUCCAGCGAGUUGGCGCGAUCCAUGUGGAUAUAACAGACAUUAAUAGACAUUGGAAUAAAAGAUGUUAUUCACACGUGGAUCCUCAUAUGAAAACCGUAGACGGCGUACAUUACGAAGCACAUAGAGAGGGAGACUACAUGUUGUUCCUGAAUGAAAAAUAUCAAACGGAGAUACAGACAUCGGCAAGAUAUUGCAGACCUGGUUACACACGUGGUCCUGUUUGUGCUUGUGGAAUAGCAAUCGCUGUCGGCGCUGAUGUUUUGAUAAUUAACAUAUGCCAUGGCAAGCCUUUCAGGUUCGAUCUUUCAUGUGUUGACGGUGGCAAUAUUGACGUUGAAUAUAUUCACGAUUACAGAUAUUUGGCAAGAACUCCAAUGAACACAAUAAUUGACAUAUCCCUACAUAUGUGGAGUGAUACUAUGAACAUUGAUGUAUACAUGUCUCCCAAAGAUUUUGGAAAUGUUGCCGGACUUUGUGGAAACUUUGACGGGGAUAGAUCUAAUGAUCUUGAACAUAGAGAUGGAACUAUUUCUUAUGAUGACAACAGGAGUUACAAUUUUGCUGAUAGUUGGAGAUUAACGGACGACGAAAAUCUAUUUAAGAACCCAGAUCGUAAACUUGAUCAUUGGAAUGGGAAUAAUGCUGACAAGACAUGUACAAGACCUAAUUCAAUAACAAGAAAGAAAUGCAAGCUUAGGAAUAGCCAAUGGCAAAAACGUUCCAUUUCUGAAUCCACUGAGUCGAAGAUGAAUACUCAAUAUCGUUAUUUUCUAUCGCGAAAAAGGAGAAACACCAUCAGUAUUACUGAGGACAAGGCAUUUCAAUUGUGUAACCGUUCAAUAUAUACAACACCAGCAGUCCAAGAAUUCCCAGAUCAUCUCGCUGAGGAAGAUCCGGAUAUUGUCGUAGAACAGUGUGUUUAUGACUUAACGCAAGGAAAUGACACAGAUUGGAUUGAUGCUCACGUGUCUGUUUUGAACAAUGCUGUAGAUACAAUUCUCAGAAUGAGUCCAAAUUUUGUUGCUAACAACACAGAACAAGUAAACUCGUUUCGCAUUGAAACUUGUCUAAAUAAAUGUAGUGGAAAUGGAGUCUGCGCCAUCACUGGACUUUGUGAAUGCAGUGGAACUUUCAAAGGGCCUGACUGCAGUAUUGAUAUAAGAAUUCCACCGGUUGUCUUUGAAAUAGAAAGAGACGGGGUUUGUACCAUCACGAGUGAGGACGACUGCACAUGUUUCCAAAUACGGGCAGACAACAUAUUCGAUGGUUUUAUGUGCAACAUCACCCAGUUCAAGGUAUACUCCAAUGGUUCACGUAUGGAAGGAAAUUCAUCAACAGAUCUUGGUUAUUAUGAUGAUAUCUUUACUGGCGAAUGCUGUGUGCAUGUGAUAGUAAAUAACAGCUCCUCUGUUUCAUACGACAAAAUUGACGAACUGUUUGUCAUCAUGUACGAAAUUUCUAUUAGCAAUGAUGGUGCAAAUGACGGGGAUGUUAACCCCGUCUAUAUCUAUGAUACUAAAUGUAUUGAACGGAUUGAGAUCAAUGAUGCAGUUACCUUCAAACUAAAGGAUAGUUUUUGCUUCAUUGAUGCUGUGUGCAUUGCUCAGAACUUCGACAAUGGUUCAUGCUUUAUAUGUGACCCUGCAAACGAUGCGUACGGUUGGACAAAGGAUGAUUGUAAAAACUCUGGUACAGAAAUAGGAACAGGGAUUAUUGUGGGAAUCGUUAUUGGAUCGACAAUUGUGGUCGUACUCAUAUCAGUAGUGAUAUACAUUUUUGCAUGUAAAUUAUCAAAGAAGCACAGUUCAUCUAUUGGCGUUGGUUAUAGAGCAUAAUUUGCAAUUAGCUUUGCCGCAACAGAAGGAAAGUGCGACAAAUCAAAUCCAGACCAAAUAUUGAACAGAAUAUAAGGAAUGGAACAUCACAUAACAUGAACCAAAUCACUGAUAUGUUAGGUGAAGAUAAAUGUGCCUCAGCUAAGGAAACCGAUGCAUUCUACACAACGAUCGACAAGUAUGAAACCGAAGACAUAGAACGUAUAUUUGCAACACGAAGCGAAAGUAAACUAAAAAGAGACAUUUAUCAAAUAUUGAACUUGACUAAAAGUUAUUCCGCAUGAUUCAAGAAAAAUGUUGACUUUUUGUAUAUAUUAAUUAAUGUUGAUAAUGUUUGGAUUGUCAAUGUUGCGAUUGCAAGUUUAUGCAGGAAUCGAUUGUUUUAUUCACUAAAUUUCUAAUUUGCUAAUGGACUUUUUCACUACAUAUCUAUUUAAUCGGAUGAGAGAUGUCGUUUGUUUUUAAUGCAAUAAAAUCAGUAUAUUCCCUAAUUUUAUGUUAUAUAUGCU